Molecule: messenger RNA, 522 nt
Organism: Andrographis paniculata
Lineage: Eukaryota; Viridiplantae; Streptophyta; Magnoliopsida; Lamiales; Acanthaceae
Product: signaling peptide TAXIMIN 1
Exons: 2
Coding region: 187-417 (76 amino acids)
Source: RefSeq, a predicted model, not a curated record
UUAAAUUCUUAUAUACUCUUUUUUCUCUUAGACUAUACGCAAACGAAACCAAUAACGUGUCUCCUUCUCUCUCCUCUGCAAUUCCCAUCUGCAAGCGCCGCCCGCUCUGCGUCCGCCGGAAAAACGAUACCCGACCUGAUUCAGUUACAAUUUCCACACAGAUCGAGGAAAUCAGCAAAUUAAAGUAUGUGUUGCGACGGUGAGUGCAGACCUUUAGGGUUUCUGCUCGGCCUUCCCUUCGCGUUCCUUUCCCUCCUCAUCUCCAUCGUUGGAGUGGCCGUCUGGAUCGUCGGGUUAUUGUUGAGCUGCAUAUGUCCUUGCUGCCUCUGCGUGACGGUGCUGGUCGAGCUCGCGUUGGAGCUCAUCAAAGCCCCCAUUCAUGUCAUGGAGUGGUUUACUUCUAAGAUCCCUUGCUGAAUUCCAGUUUAUUGUUUUAGCUUCUUUAUCUUCUGGGAAUAUCUGUUUUGUGAUGUUAAAUUGUGCGGUAAUUAAUUCGUGGAAUUAUAUAAUUUUUUUAGAACU